Platichthys flesus (European flounder) is the source of this 4372-nucleotide messenger RNA. RefSeq names its product intraflagellar transport 122 homolog (Chlamydomonas) (gene ift122). The record is from RefSeq and is a predicted model, not a curated record. Gene Ontology annotation, molecular function: protein binding. The coding region runs from base 93 to 3644 and encodes 1183 amino acids. Gene Ontology annotation, biological process: intraciliary retrograde transport; protein localization to cilium; non-motile cilium assembly. Gene Ontology annotation, cellular component: non-motile cilium; intraciliary transport particle A. Lineage: Eukaryota; Metazoa; Chordata; Actinopteri; Pleuronectiformes; Pleuronectidae. The transcript is spliced from 29 exons.
AUGCAAACAGGGCUGAGCGUGAAGAACCGACGGUAAACCGACAGCAACCUGUUGGAUAGAAGAGCCCGGUGUGGUGUCGGUUAAAGGUGGCGAUGAGAGCUGUCCUAGCCUGGAAGGAAACGAUUCGUGACCAGUGCGUUUAUGACCUUGCCUUCAAACCAGAUGGCAGCCAAAUCAUCAUUGCAGCAGGCCUGCGUGUCCUUGUUUAUGAUGCGGAUGGAGCAAUUAUCCAGCCUUUGAAAGGACACAAAGACACAGUGUACUGUGUGGCCUAUGCCAAAGAUGGUAAAAGGUUUGCCUCUGGGUCAGCUGACAAAAGUAUUAUCAUAUGGACAUCUAAACUGGAGGGUAUUCUUAAAUACACUCACAAUGACUCUAUCCAGUGUGUUGCCUACAACCCUGUCACUCACCAACUUGCCUCCUGCUCUUCUGGUGACUUUGGUUUAUGGUCACCAGAGCAGAAAUCAGUGAACAAACAUAAAGUCAGCAGCAAAAUAACAUGUUGUGGGUGGACAAAUGAUGGCCAGUACCUUGCCCUUGGCAUGAUGAAUGGAGUCGUGAGCAUACGAAACAAGAAUGGAGAGGAGAAGGUUAAGAUAGAGCGUCCAGGAGGCUCCUCCUCUCCCAUCUGGUCCAUAUCCUGGAACCCUUCUAAGGACGAGCACAAUGACAUUCUCUCUGUGGCCGACUGGGGUCAGAAACUCUCUUUCUAUCAGCUCAGUGGAAAACAGAUUGGAAAAGACAGACCGCUCACCUAUGACCCGUGUUGCGUCAGCUACUUCUCUAAGGGCGAAUACAUAGUCAUGGGCGGUUCUGAUAAACAGUCCUCCCUCUAUACUAAAGAUGGAGUGCGACUCGGCACCAUAGGCGAGCAGAAUUCCUGGGUGUGGACGUGCCGGGUGAAGCCUGACUCCAACUUUGUGGUGUUGGGCUGCCAGGAUGGAACCAUUGCCUGCUACCAACUUAUCUUCAGUACAGUUCACGGCCUCUACAAGGAUCGCUACGCAUAUAGAGACGGCAUGACCGAUGUCAUUGUCCAGCACCUCAUCACAGAACAAAAAGUGAGGAUCAAGUGCCGCGAGCUGGUGAAGAAGAUCGCCAUCUACAGAAACCGCCUCGCCAUCCAGCUGCCUGAGAAGAUCCUCAUCUAUGAGCUUUAUUCAGAUGACUCCUCAGACAUGCACUACCGCAUCAAGGAGAAAAUAUGCAGGAAGUUUGAAUGCAACUUACUGGUUGUCUGCUCCCAGCACAUCAUCCUGUGUCAGGAGAAGCGGCUCCAGUGUCUGUCCUUCACCAGUGUCAGGGAGAAAGAAUGGGUGAUGGAGUCCCUAAUUCGCUACAUCAAAGUUAUCGGUGGUUCUCCAGGCAGAGAGGGUCUAUUAGUAGGGCUGAAGAAUGGAGCUAUCCUGAAGAUAUUUGUUGACAACCCGUUUUCCAUCACGCUGCUGAAGCUGUCCACCUCAGUGCGCUGCCUGGACAUGAGCGCCUCCCGCAAAAAACUGGCUGUGGUGGACGAGCACAACACUCUGCUGGUCUACGACAUCAACACUAAAGAACUGCUUUUUCAGGAGCCUAAUGCUAACAGUGUGGCUUGGAACACCCAGUGUGAAGACAUGUUGUGCUUCUCUGGCAGUGGGUACCUUAAUAUCAAGGCCAGCAAUUUCCCAGUGCACCAGCAGAAGAUGCAGGGUUUCGUGGUUGGUUACAAUGGAUCGAAGAUCUUUUGUCUCCAUGUCUAUUCCAUGUCAGCGGUGGAGGUACCUCAGUCAGCGCCCAUGCACCAGUACCUGGAGAGGAAGAUGUUCAAGGAGGCCUAUCAGAUAGCCUGUCUGGGUGUGACAGACAGUGACUGGAGGGAUUUAGCCACAGAUGCCCUGGAGGGACUUGACUUUGACACAGCAAAGAAGGCGUUCAUUAGAAUCAGAGACCUGCGAUACCUGGAGCUCAUCAAUAGCAUUGAGGAGAGGAAGAAGCGAGGUGAGGAAUACAACGAGCUGUUCCUGGCAGACGUCUUUGCCUACCAGGGGAAAUUCCAUGAGGCAGCCAAGCUCUACAAACGCACUGACCAUGAAUCCAGAGCCCUGAGCAUGUACACUGACCUGCGCAUGUUUGAGUACGCCAAGGAGUUUGUCAAAACAACAGACCCAAAGAGCACUCGGAUCCUGAUGACCAAGCAGGCCGACUGGGCUAAGAGCAGCAAGGAGCCUCGGGCUGCAGCAGAGAUGUACCUGUCAGCUGGAGAGCAUCUCAAAGCCAUUGACAUCAUCGGCGAACACGGCUGGGCAGACAUGCUGAUCGAUAUUGCUCGUAAGUUGAACAAGGCUGAGCGCGAGCCACUGGGAAAAUGUGCACUCUACUUCAAGAAGCUGAAGCACCAUGGCUAUGCCUCGGAGAUCUAUUUCAAGAUGGGAGACUUGCAGGCUCUGAUGCACCUGCAUGUGGAAACCCGGCACUGGGAAGAGGCCUUCUCACUAGUGGAGAAAAACCCACAGUUCACAAGUGACGUCUUCGUGCCUUACGCCCAGUGGUUGGCUGAGAACGACCGAUUUGAGGAGGCACAGAAAGCAUUCCACAAGGCGGGGCGACAGAACGAAGCUGUGAAAGUCCUGGAGCAGCUUACCCACAAUGCAGUGGUGGAGAACAGGUUCAAUGACGCUGGGUAUUACUACUGGAUGCUGUCUAUGCAGUGUCUGGACAUCGCCAGAGAAGAUGAAAAGCAGAGGGAUGAGAUGCUGAAGAAGUUUGAGCAUUUUCAGCAUCUUGCUGAACUCUACCACGUCUAUCGCUCUAUUCAGCGUUACACGGAUGAGCCCUUCAGCUCCCACAUGCCAGAGACGCUCUUCAACAUCUGCAGGUUCCUCCUGAACAACCUCACCAAGGACAAACCACGAGGCAUCUCUGAAGUUAACACCCUGUAUGCCUUGGUCAAGCAGAGUGAAAAACUGGGAGCAUAUAAACUUGCCAGGUAUUGUUAUGAGAAGCUCCAGGAGUUGUACAUUCCCUCUCGCCUCCAGGACUCCAUAGAGCUGGGCAGCGUCAAAAUCCGCUCUAAGCCUUUCCACGACAGCGAGGAUCUGAUUGAGGCCAUGAUGUGCUACCGCUGCUCCACCAACAACCCCCUGCUGAACAACCAGGGGAGUGUGUGCAUCAACUGCAGGCAGCCUUUCAUCUACUCAGCUUCUUCAUAUGAGGUGCUGCCCCUGGUUCAGUUCUAUCUGGAUGAGGGCAUCAGUGAUGAGGAGGCUGUGUCUCUUAUUGACCUGGAGGUUCCUCAAAAUGAUGACAGGGAUGCAAACCAGCCAGAGUUGGACAGUGAGAUGCAGUCUUUGAGGCUGGAUGAGGCUGCAGAUGAAGCAGAGGACGACCCAUUCACUGCCAAAAUGAGCUUUGAUCAGGGGGGCUCGACCUUUGUCCCCAUCAAGGUGAGUCGCUCAGCGCUGCGCUCCAUGAGCAGGAGGGACGUCCUGAUCAAACGCUGGCCCAGGCCGCUCAAGUGGGAAUACUUCCGCUCUCUGCUGCCAGAUGUGAGCAUCACCAUGUGCCCCACCUGCUUCAAGAUGUUUCACAGUGAGGACUACGAACUCCUGGUGCUUCAGCACAACUGCUGUCCGUACUGUCGCAGACCUAUCGAUGAACCAAACUGACCUCCCUACAUCUACGGCAAUUAAUCUGUUAUGUAUUUGGGGGGGGUCAGAGUAUCUUGGCAGCACAGAGAGACUUAACAACAAGCAGCUCUUUAAAACAUUUCAUAUUUAGGACUCCAUGCUGAUGAGGCCCAGAGGCAUUGUCUUCGGGUUGCCCAUCGCUCUUUGUCCCAUGCUUGUGAACAUCCAUCUUUCAAGAACGUCCUUGAGGUGAUUUCCUCAAUGUUGGUACUGAUUAGAUCUUGGUGGUCAAAGGUCAAGUUCAUGUGUGACCUCACCAAACAUUUUUUUGACCUUGUGAACACAGCAUUCGAGGAACACCUUGAGAAAAUGUCUUCAAACUUACGUACAAGUGUUCACGUGGAUUCAAAGAUGAACUGCUUUGAUGCUUGCGGUUGAAGCUCAAAGGACAAUGUCACAGUGGCCUUAUGUUCUUGUGUGAUAGAUAUUUUGACCUUCCAAUGUUUUCAUGCAUCUUAAUACAGUUGUUACUACUUAGACACCUAUAGGUUUAAUAUCAUGUGAAUGUUUAGCUUCUUGAGCUGGAGAAACACCUGUAAUGUUUGUGUGUUUGGUCAUAACAGAGUUUAAGAAAAGUGCCCAUCAGCCAAUCUGCUCUGCGGGAUUAUAAGGAUCAGAUCACCAAGAGAUCUCACUGAUUAUCUCAUCACUUGAAAGGGAUUGUGAGUGUACAGUGUAAAAUAUGUCACUAUGAAACAUAUUUAUUU